AUGUUUUUGAUAGCGCUUGCAGUCGCCCUGGUCGCCCUUGCAUCGGCCCAGACCCAGGAUAGAGGUUUCUCGAACAAAGAGAAGCAAUUUAUGUUGGAUUUGCACAACUUCAUGCGGCACAAGGUUGCACAAGGUAGACAACAUCAUCAGCCGCCCGCAACUUAUAUGAUAGCGAUGGAAUGGGAUGACAAUCUGGAGGCCCACGCCCAGCAAUGGGCUGAUGAAUGCAUCCCUGAACACGCGCAUGCAGAGAAAAGGCGGUUCCCAGUCUACGGGGAGGAAGGCGAGAGUUUGAGUGGAGGAGAGCUCAUGGCAAUUAAAAAUGGAUUCGAGAGGGCUUUUAUCACAUGGUUUGAGGAAGAAGACCAUUCUGAAUUCAUUGCCAACUUGUGUAAAGGUCUUCCAGCAUGUGGGCAUUAUAAACAGAUUAUUUGGGGAAACUCGACACGAAUUGGCUGCGGUUUUAAUCGGUGCCCAGGAAAAGCACCCACCAUCUUCUGUAGAUUUGCACCAGGUGCGAAUGGGGUUUACUAUAAGGAUGCACAACCAAUGCGUGAAUACAUUACCGGUGUCGCUGGGAAACAGUGCGAUGACUGCCCACAGGGAUACAGCUUCUGUAUGAAGGAUGGGUUAUGUGCUUCUGCCACAGCCUGCGCGGGCAGCAUGGAACAGUGCAGAUGUACCCUUACCGCGUGUGAGAAUGGCGGGCAACUGGACAGAGGGAAAUGUAUAUGUAACUGCCCAUCUGCUUUUGAAGGACCAAGAUGCGAGUUGGAAUGCAAGGAUCUUGUCUCUGAUUGCCACAAGACAGUGGAUAAGUGUCACGACCCGACCCUCAUGCAGUGGAAUCUUGAGGCUUGCAGGAAGACAUGUGGCUAUUGUCGUGCAUUCAACAUCAAGUUCCCCGAGCCAAGGCCAAACAAGUACAACAUCCUCACCAGAGUCCUAGACGAGCGCCCAGGUGAAGUCGUCAACAGAAAACGAGGCCCCUGUAAGGACGCACAAGGCGAGGAAAUCUGUGGCAUCUGGGCUGAUCAGGACAAGUGUCAAUACCGAUGGGUGAAGGUUAUGUGCAGGGCAACGUGCUUUGCAUGUAACAGCGAAAAACGAGGUCCUUGCAAGGACAAUGCGGACCCGGACAUCUGUACUUACUACCAGCUGAACGGUUAUUGUGAGGAGGAUAAAUGGAAGGAAUCCCUGGCCAGGAGUUGCCCUGGAGCGUGUAACAUGUGCGGCCAGGCGAUCCCGCGCCAAGUCAGGACUGGAACAAGUGAGGAUUGCCGAGACUUUCACACGGACGAGGUCACGUGCAGACGGCUCCAGGAGAGGGGCGACUGCGAGAAUGAUAGGCAAUGGACGAGGUUCCACUGCGCCAGAACAUGCGGUUACUGCCCAGGUCUUCCUAAAGGUGCCUGUACCAACGCCUAUGAGGACCGAGCCUGUGAACUUUGGGCUAAGAAGGGUUACUGCGACCAAGCGUGGAACAAGGAGAACUGCAGACGAUCAUGUAACUCAUGUGAUACGCCUCCUCCACCCGGACAGCAGUAGACAAUGAACAGCUCGAUGAACUACUAAUUUACCCGAAACAGAGUCAAACGCGAUACAUGUACAUGUCCAUGCUAUCGCUAUACGACAAAAGCUCGCUGUUGUUGACAUCUCGCUACCCUCCAAACAUUUUAAUGGUUCCUAACAACACCAUCAUGACACAUACAUCAACAGCUGACUUUCACGAACUUAUCUGCGUCAUAAGUUUGUGAACAUUUCGCCCGUAAAGCUUCAGGAUGAAUAGCACUGAACGUAACCAUUUUGGGUCUGUGUACAUGCAUAAAUGUACUUCGGAUGCAGUUUUAUAUUCUUUAUAUUACUUUACUGUUCCUGUGAUUUCCGCCAUCCCCAUACAUCAUGUGUACCUCCUUGAGCAAACUAGCGAAAAGUAUUUGA
Lineus longissimus is the source of this 1941-nucleotide messenger RNA. Its product is annotated as proprotein convertase subtilisin/kexin type 5-like. The transcript is spliced from 13 exons. The coding region runs from base 1 to 1548 and encodes 515 amino acids. The record is from RefSeq and is a predicted model, not a curated record. NCBI's taxonomy places the organism in Eukaryota, Metazoa, Nemertea, Pilidiophora, Heteronemertea, Lineidae.